Messenger RNA from Conger conger (European conger), 1596 nucleotides. It is a transcript of the gene leap2, whose product is annotated as liver-expressed antimicrobial peptide 2. Gene Ontology annotation, biological process: defense response to bacterium; antimicrobial humoral immune response mediated by antimicrobial peptide. NCBI's taxonomy places the organism in Eukaryota, Metazoa, Chordata, Actinopteri, Anguilliformes, Congridae. Bases 86 to 355 code for a protein of 89 amino acids. The record is from RefSeq and is a predicted model, not a curated record. The transcript is spliced from 3 exons.
GAGGAACUCACAGUGCCACCACUACUCCGACCUCUCUAGAAACUCUCCCCAAGCCUCGGUCAUCUCACUCCUGUCUUCCCUCAAGAUGCAAGAACAGAUCUGCAGUAGGGCAAGUGCUGCCUGGGGUUUGGUGUUGCUGGUCUUCAUCCACCAGGUGUGCGCUAAUCCUGUUCAAGACAGCACAUCAACACAUCUUCAGGAAGGAGGACUGCUGAAGCGGAUAGCCCGCAUGACACCCCUGUGGAGGAUCAUGGGAAGCAAGCCCCAUGGGGCCUACUGCAAGAACCACCAUGAGUGCUCUACAGGAAUAUGCAGUGGUGGACAUUGUUCAUUCAGCAUGCCCAUCAAGUCUUAAAAGCAGGAAAGGACCACAGUCAUUUCUCUCCAGGCCAAACUCCUUUGUACCUAACGCAAUUACUGCUCAACAAUAAACUCUGAAAACAGUCGAUAUGGACAUUGAAUCAGAAAACGAUUUUAACUUGCUUACAAAUGUAUAGAAAGAAACGUGUUGACUUGAACUUACACUCUGUCAUGAGUAGUUGAGUGUACACAAAUGGAUGGCUGUGUGACUAAGGUGGAAGCGACUAAAAUGACUCAUGGAAUGACUGGAAAGGAUAUUCCCGGAAGGUACUGUACUUGCUUAAUGGAAACUGGCAUGUGUCAUACUCAAGAAUUUUUUAAGUAUGAUUUACACCAUACGUCAAGCAUGAACUUUCAACCUAUUCCCAGAAAUGAGCAUAACAAAGAUCAUUGCUGUUUCGUCUGUAAUGUCCUCUCUGUAAAUUCAUUACAUUCCUUGGCACCAGUUUGCCUAUUCUUUUGCAUUGAUGUUGAUCAUGUAUGCACACGUGUUAGUAUGGUCCUCACCUUCAAGGUACUAUUAGUGCAUGACUUCUGAAUGAUCAAUAUUGUUUCCAUGAUGAUACUCUUUGUAGACAAUCACGUGCUUAAGAGUACACAAUUGAAAAAGUACAAGUGAUAGUCAAUGUAAUUGAUGGAUAUGGAAAUAAAAGACAAACCUUUCAGAUGGUGUUUCAACAUGUAAACCCUUGAUAUCUAUGCAUGAAUUGUAAUGUAAUGUACAGUAUAUGAAAUAUAGCUUCAAAUGAAUACUUUUCUUCAGGUAUAUACAUAAAUGUUAAAAUCUUGUUUUGUUCCUUUUAUUAUCAAACAUUAUUUGACUAUUUAUUUGUUAGUUUUUUUUUUUCAAUUCACAUUCUUAGUAUUAUAUCCAUAUUAAUAUUAUAAUGUAUCUUAUCAACUGAGUUUCACAGAAUUUUACUCAACCAUGAAUUUGUCUGGGCACUUAUAAGUGUUUGACCCCCUGAUCAUUAUGGCAACAGUUAAUGGGUGACCCAAGAAGUGCCUUAUAUAUUUAUCCAUUUCCAGAUGUUAGAUUCCAUAGAGAAGAGAAGUCCAUGGUGAUUUGCCAUGGUAUUACAGAUGUGUCUGUGCAAAAUAUGGUCUUUGUUACAAUCAUGUUUAGCGAAAUAUUUAAGACUGUACUGUACUCUCAUUGUACUGUGACUUGUCCUAUGCACAUUGUAAAAUGUAAACGCAAGUCUGUCGUUUUCACUAAUAAACUUUUUCAUGCAA